Centropristis striata (black sea bass) is the source of this 5170-nucleotide messenger RNA. RefSeq names its product PHD finger protein 8 (gene phf8). The transcript is spliced from 22 exons. Gene Ontology annotation, biological process: regulation of transcription by RNA polymerase II; protein demethylation. The record is from RefSeq and is a predicted model, not a curated record. Gene Ontology annotation, molecular function: histone demethylase activity; transcription coregulator activity. Lineage: Eukaryota; Metazoa; Chordata; Actinopteri; Perciformes; Serranidae. Bases 545 to 3616 code for a protein of 1023 amino acids.
AAUAAACAUUCUGCAACGGUUUUUUUGUUCCUGAACGCAGCUCUUGAAUGUCCCGUCUGCAACUUUAUUGUUCUCUCAGCAGCGGACAACGAACAGCCGUGUGACGCUGCUGCCUUUGAAAUGGCGUUCAUGUAGUUCAAUACGGCCGUUAUUUGUAGUUAUUGUGCUCGUUUUUGGUCGCUUUAGAUUUCAGUUUUCUUGUCCAGUGUAAACUUCUGGGGGCUAGCCUCUAUAUUUGGCCAUUCGGGGGUUGAUAAACCAUAAUGUGGUGAAGCAAUCUGUUUAUAAUUUACGUUGCAUAAUCAGGCCGCAGCUCCCCGCGAGCUCGCGUAGAGAUUAAACGGCUUUUGGGUGCUCGGCCUCCCGCCGCUCGACUCCGGUUUCCAAGUGAAUCCCAGUGAACAUGUGUAUCGGUAACAAGAAUCUGGAGGAAAAGUUACUAUAUUAUUGUUAAAGCAUUAAUUUUGUUAAAUAUUACCCCCUCACACCUGAAUAAGAUUUAGACAAAUUAACAUUCAAAAGGUAAUACCCACACACACUCAUCAUGGCGUCGGUGCCCGUGUACUGCUUGUGUCGCCUGCCAUACGAUGUGACACGCUUCAUGAUCGAGUGUGACAUUUGUCAAGACUGGUUCCACGGAAGCUGUGUUGGAGUGGAGGAGGACAAAGCAGCUGAGAUCGACCUGUAUCACUGCCCCAACUGUCAGGUCACCCAUGGGCCGUCUGUCAUGCGUAAACGCCGCGGCGGCAGUAAGCAGACAGACAGUUCUGCUGCAACAAGAGAUCCCAGUCGGCCUGUGAAGACGGGAAGCCCACAGUUUGUCAGGGAGCUCCGCAGCCGCACAUUCCCAAGUGCGGAUGACGUCCUGUUGAAGCCGUCCGGGGCUCAGCUGACAGUGGAGUUCCUUGAAGAACAUUCGUUCAGUGUUCCUGUCAUGGUGCUGCGGCGGGACGGCCUGGGCAUGACGCUUCCUCCAGCCUCGUUCAGCGUCACAGACGUAGAGCACUACAUCGGAGCAGACAAACAGAUCGAUGUGAUCGACGUGUCUCGUCAGUGUGACCUGAAGAUGCGGCUGGGAGACUUUGUUGAAUAUUACAACAGCCCCAACAGAGACCGAGUGCUCAACGUCAUCAGCCUGGAGUUCUCUGAGACCAGGCUCUCAAACUUGGUGGAGACUCCAAAGAUUGUGAGGAAACUGUCGUGGGUGGAAAACCUCUGGCCUGAAGAGUCGGUGUUUGAACGUCCCAACGUGCAGAAGUACUGCCUGAUGGGGGUGAAGGACAGCUACACAGACUUCCACAUCGACUUCGGGGGAACCUCAGUAUGGUACCACGUCCUCAGGGGCGAGAAAAUCUUCUACCUAAUAUCCCCGACCACAGCCAACCUGGCACUGUUUGAGCGGUGGAGCUCCUCAUCCAACCAGAACGAGAUGUUCUUUGGAGACCAAGUUGAUAUGUGUUACAAGUGUUCUGUCAAACAAGGAAACACUUUGUUCAUACCAACAGGGUGGAUUCAUGCUGUGCUGACCCCGGUGGACUGCCUCGCCUUUGGAGGAAACUUCUUGCAUAGUCUCAACAUUGACAUGCAGCUGCGGGCAUAUGAAAUAGAGAAGAGAUUAAGCACAGCAGACUUGUUCCGUUUUCCCAACUUUGAGACGGUGUGCUGGUAUGUUGGAAAGCACCUUCUUGAUACUUUCAGAGGUUUGAGAGAAAACCGCAGACAUCCUGCCACGUACCUGGUUCACGGAGCGAAGGCCUUAAACAACGCCUUCCGCGGCUGGACCCGUAAAGAGGCUUUAGCAGAUCAUGAAGUGGAGAUUCCAGAAACCAUCAACACUCAGACGCUAGUGAAGGACCUGGCCAAGGAGAUUCGUCUGGUUGAGGACAUCUUUCAGCAGAAUAUUGGUCGUACCGGACCUCAGUUCCCUGGCUCGCCGCUCUCCAAAGCGCCUCUGACCACCUCUCAGAACUCUGGACGCCCGCCUGGAAAAAAGAAAGGACCAAAGCCCAAGGAGGUGAUGGGGGGUCUGGGGCCCCCGGGAACCAAGAAGAAGAGUCAGAAGGGGCUCCUUAAAGCAGAAGCAGGAGAACUCGACCUGAUUGAGAUUCACACCAAACACACACUCAAAAAAUUUCAACCUGGCAAGUCCAAAAACAAAAACAAGUUGGAGUUGCCUUUAGAGGAGUUUGAAGGGAAGCUAAAUAAAAGCAAACUGAAACUUGUGCUGACCAAUGGAAAGAUCCAAGGUAAGAAGGAUGGCAGCAGUAACGGUGCAGGAAGAGCAGGAAAAUACAAACAUCUCGCCAUAGAGGGAUCCAGUCUGUCUGACGACUUGGAGUCUGAAGAUGAGCUGCAGAUCGAUGAGACUCCUCCUCCACGACGCAAACCAGCAGGACCCAGCAAGAAAAAGAAAACAAGCGGUCUUCCGAGGAAGCUUCCCAGAGCCAAACCUUGUUCUGACCCCAAUCGCAUAAGGGAGCCAGGAGAGGUGGACUUUGACAUUGAGGAGGAUUACACCACAGAUGAAGAGGCGCUAGCCGCCCACGGGGUGAAGGGAGGAGCGGGGGGCAUUCUGGACUUAUUGAAGGCCAGCAAGCAAGUAGCAGGCCUGGACUCUGCAGCACUCAGUGAGGAGGCCCCGGCCUCUCCCAGCACUCGGGAUGCCAUACAGGGUAUGCUGUCCAUGGCAAACCCCCCUUCCUCCUCUUCAUCCUCCUCCUCUUCAUCUCCCCUAUCCAUUUCUGGAGGCCUGACGGAGGGCUUGGGGGUAGUCAAGGAGAAGGGCGGCAGGGCCGUGUGGGUGACCGGAGGAGUGAAAAAGACGAAGAAUCCUGAGAAGAAACCGAUCAUCCAGCGGCCGGGGAAGCGGCCAAUCAAACGGCCGGCUCGCCACCUUAGUGAUGACGACAGCCCAGACGAGCAGGAGACUCUGGGAACCUGUUUUAAAGAUUCAGACUAUGUUUACCCAUCCUUGGAGUCUGAUGAGGAGGACCACGCCAACAAGGCCAAGAUGAAGCGGAAGAAAAACUGGGACGACACACCUUGGAGCCCAAAAGCCAGAGUGAUGCCCACCCUUCCCAAACAGGAGCGGCCAGCCAGGGAAGGGGCGAGAGUCGCAUCUGUAGAAACCGGUCUAGCAGCAGCUGCUGCCAAGCUGGCACAACAAGAGCAGCAGAAGCCUGCCAAGAGGAAGUACACCAAGAAGCAGCGUCCUCCUGCUCCCGUAGCUCCUCCUCCCCCCGUUCAGCCGGAGCCGGCCCCGCCCUCACCUCCUCCUGCUCCAGAGUCUGCAGCAGACUUCAGCCCAGACCGGCGGAUGGAUUACUACUCUGCCAGCCUGUUGGACCAUGAAUACACAGCGGGGCCGGGACCCUUUGGCCCCGGAGGCCCUCGAGGCAGCGGCGCCAUGGCCCCCGGUGUGUUCCUCACCUCACGCAGACCUUCACUCUCUCCUCAGAACAGCAGCUCUCACUCUGGGGCGUCUCCUGCAGGCGCAGCCAGCCAAGGCACGACAGGAGUGGGUCAAGGCAAGCGUCCAAAGAAAGGACUUGCAACGGCAAAACAGAGACUGGGAAAAAUUCUGAAAAUUCACCGUAACGGCAAACUUCUCUUGUGAGAGAUGUUGGAUGUGGCAGCAGAAGACUUUUAAAAGGGGGAAUGAAGAAAAAAAUGGCUUUUGUGAAAGUAGGUCGGAAGGAAAUAGAGAUAGUGAUCUAUAUUUUGUACUCGAGAUAAAUUUGUUUACUGUUUUCACCUGUUAACAAACCUCACUAUAUCUUGUCCUACACCAGUUACUCUGCCCAGCAAACUAGCAGCCUGUUUAUUGGCACUCCAUUUAUCCAUACGGUAUUAUUUAGAGGCACAUCUGAGACUUUAUACAAAUGGUAAAGAUGACAUACCAUUUGACAUUUCAAAAUGACACAUGGACAGUUAUUUAAACAGCGUAACAAAUUGGCAAUGGUUUUGUUUAUUAAGGCUAUUUUAGUGGCUUUACUUAUGCAAAGACAGUCUACUGUCCAUCAUGAAUUUUUAAAAGGGAAAGAAAAGCAUUUUUUAGUUAGUUAGGUUAAAAUGUAAUGUCUGUAUAGACCUCACACAGAGGUGUAGUCUUGUAUUUUUAGUCUUUUUUUUCCCCCUCAUAAAACACAUUUUUCUGUGGUAUGAUAAUUAUAGGAUACCAGUCUUUACACAGAAUAAAAUAGUUUUGCAAAAAAUGCAGUGUAUGCACACGGUCUACACCCAGGAUUCCCUGUGUAUUAAUAUUAUUUUGAGGAAUUUGUCUGUGACGUUUGUAUAACAUUUUCCUUUAUAAACUGUAGCGCUACACAUGAAGACAAAGCACUCAGCCGAUGCCAAGAGUAACAUCAUACUAUUCUAUUUAUUCUGAUGAUAUUUAUUUAACAAGACAGCAUUUAGCCAUCCCCCAGUCUGUUUUUAAUGAUUUUACCACCUCGACUUCUCGGUCCCUCCUUUAAUUAUUUACAACCACUUAUUACAUUUACACAAAUCGUAUCUAUUACUUUGUUAGAUUUUUUUUUUUUUUUUUUUACAGUUUGUUGUCAUUGUAAAUAUUUGUAAUAUUUGUAAUUUAUAUAGCUAAUUUGGAAAGCAGAAAAGUAUAAUGAGAUGAAGAGACUAGUUUCCUGCAGCAGUCUUGGGCCGGAUAUAGAGAUGUGCUUUCUUUCCACAGAAUGUACUAGUUAUAAAAAUGUUGGCAGAAAUGUAGAUUUAACUGUGUGAAAACAUUGUGAAGGUGCAGGACAUGAAUUGAUGUGUAAAUAUAUGUUGUAAUUUAAGUUCUUUUAUAGUUCAAAAACUUUGAAAUCUUUCUUAACAUAACUUGUACAUGACACAUUGCUGUAUUUGGAAAAUAUCUGAAAUAGUUCAUUUUUUUUAUAUUUGUACGCAGUAAUUGUCAUGCUUAGUUUGUCAUGUCGUCUUGUCAGUGUAAUAGCGGAAAUGUUCUGGAAAAAAAUGCCCUCGUUUAAUUUCAUUCAUUUAGUUUUAUAUUAAUUAUUGUUGAUAUUCACUCUUGUGUUGGUGUGUACUGUGUGUUUUAAACAUGACAUGUUUUAAAUCCAACCUGGAACAGAUAAAAUAUACCUUGGGCAAAAAAACAACUUUUUUCUUUGGAUUUAUUUUAGAACAAACUAAUUACCAAAUGUGUGAU